Molecule: messenger RNA, 2361 nt
Organism: Cladocopium goreaui
Lineage: Eukaryota; Dinophyceae; Suessiales; Symbiodiniaceae
Source: the annotation of a GenBank genome assembly
AUGUCCCAUUUCAGACUGAAGACUCAACCCGUCUCGCCCCCAUCGUUCGCUUCCCGACCGCUUGGCGUAAACGCGAAGAGGGCCAUGGGAAGCGUGAACAGCUGCGAAACUCCGGUCCUCUCCGAAGCCCCAGUGUCCAAAGACAGAGAUGACUAUUGCGACUAUGCUGGACCUGGACCCUGGUACACCUGCAAGCCGGAUGGCCUCCAUGUGGAACGCUUUGCCAAAAAGGGCCCUGCCAGCAGAGAAGGAUGUGUUCCCACCACUCUGCCCGAGCUCUUGAAGAGGGCAGCUGAGACCAAGUGGGACAAACCCGCCCUGAAAAUCGAGAGGCCAUUGCCACCCUUGGAUUCUGAAGGAAAGGCACCAGAGUCUCUGCCCGAUGAUCAGUGGAAGACGUGGACAUGGAAGCAGCACUACGAUGAGUCGAGAAAGGCAGCCAAGGGGUUCAUUAAGCUGGGGCACCAACCCUUUGAUGCUGUGGCCAUGUGGGGUUUCAACGCUCCGGAGUGGAUGUUCAGCACCUUCGCUGCCAUGAUGGCAGGUGGCAUGGCUGGUGGUCUCUAUCCAACGGACACACCCGAGACGGCGGCAUUUAAGGUGGCACACAGCGGAGCGAGCAUCGUUGUCUUUGAAGACAAACCCAAGUUGGAUAAACUGCUGAAGGCCUUAGCAGCGCGUCAAGACGCCAAGCCUCCCAGGGUCAAGGCCUUUGUGACCUACGGCUACACUCCGGCUGCAGGAGAGACUGUGGACGUCAAGGGCCGGAAGGUCCCAGUGCUGAGUUGGAGUGACGUGAUCGAGAUGGGAGGCAAGGAGAGCGAUGGUGAAGUGGAUCAACGCACCAAGGCGCUGAAGCCGGGACAAUGUGCUGUGCUGGUCUACACUUCCGGCACCACCGGAGAUCCCAAGGCAGUGAUGCUCUCCCACGACAAUGUGCACUACGCGGGAGUGUCUGUAUUCAUGACCACACUGAAACAAGGCGCUCCAGGCUUUCUCGAGGGAGAGUGUCAAGAGCGCCUUUUGUCCUAUUUGCCCCUUUCGCACAUUGCUGGUAUGGCCGUGGACAUCACCAUGCCUGCGGUGCUUACAGCAUUGAGCUCCAAUCACAUGACGACCUACUUUGCCCGGCCCUAUGACAUGAAAGCAGGGACCCUGAAAGAUCGGCUGUGCGCCGCCUCACCGACUCUUAUGCUCGCCGUGCCAUUGGUGUGGGAGAAGAUUGCUGACAAACUUCGAUCCUUGGGAGCAGCCAAUUCAGGACUGAAGCAGACCAUCGGCACCUGGGCUAAAGAUCUUGGCCUGCAAAGAUCCAAGGCCUGUUUGAUGGGAGGCGAUGGGUCUUAUCCAACGGGCUACACUCUGGCAGACAUGUUGGUCUUGAGCAAAGUGAAAGCCGCUCUGGGGUUGGAUCAACUGAAGUAUGCCGUUACAGGAGCUGCUCCCAUCCGUGUGGACACUUUGGAGUACUUUGGAUCGUUGGGCUUGGACAUCCAUGAGUUGUACGGCAUGUCAGAAAGUCACGGCUGCUCUACAAUCUCCACACCCGCUUGCCAUGCGUGGGGCUCCUGCGGCUUUCAAAUUGCUGGACUAGAGGUGAAAGUUUUCAAGGUCGAUCAUGCGGAUAUCAACAAGAAGACCCAGUGCCCAGCAGCACCCAGCCUUGACACCACCGACGAGCUCUUUCAAGGUGAGAUUUGCUUCAGGGGCCGAACCAUCAUGAUGGGAUACAUGGCCCAGCCAGACUUUGGCCCAGCUCACAUCAAGGAGAUCGAAAAGAAGACGGCGGAAGCCAUCGAUGCCGAGGGCUGGAUGCAUACGGGAGACAAAGGAAUCAUGACGGACACUGGCAUGGUGAAGAUCACAGGGCGCUUCAAGGAGCUGAUCAUUGGCGACGGAGGCGAAAACAUCGCUCCGGUGCCCAUCGAAGAUCACGUGAAGGCCCACUGCGAUGGCAUCAACGAGGUGAUGAUGGUGGGCGACAAACGCAAAUACAACGUGGCCCUCAUUACCUUGAAGGCCGUGGGGGCCAAUGGAGAAGUUCCCGGCACGGACGACUUGGAUGCCGGCGCCAAGCGGGUCAAUCCGGAAGUUAAGACCAUCAGUGCAGCCAUGGACGACAAGGUUUGGAUCGAUGCCGUGACUGCAGCGGUGACCUCGGCUAACAACAACGGCAAGUGUUGCCCCAACAACGCCUUCAAGAUUCAGAAGUUCAUGAUUUUGCCCACGAAUUUCUCCGAAGACGCUGGCUAUUUGACACCCACGAAGAAAUUGAAACGUCCAAUUGUGGAGAAGGCUUUCAUCAAACAAAUUGAACAAAUGUACAGCUCCAAGGAGACCUAUGUGCGAUAUCAGCCAUAG